Molecule: messenger RNA, 3237 nt
Organism: Callorhinus ursinus (northern fur seal)
Lineage: Eukaryota; Metazoa; Chordata; Mammalia; Carnivora; Otariidae
Gene: CCDC73
Product: coiled-coil domain containing 73
Source: RefSeq, a predicted model, not a curated record
AUGGAGAAUGAUUUUAAGACUGAUUCGUCAUCCUCUACCUUUGCUCUUCAAAGUUCUUCGGAGACAAUGUUUUCUAUACAGCUAUUAGAUUUCAAAACAAGUUUACUGGAAGCAUUAGAGGAGUUACGUAUGAGAAGGGAAGCAGAAACUCAGUAUGAAGAGCAGAUUGGUAAAAUUAUUGUGGAGACAGAAGAACUUAAAUGGCAAAAGGAAACACUUCAGAAUCAAAAGGAAACAUUAGCAAAGCAACACAGAGAAGCAAUGGCAGCUUUUAAAAAGCAGUUGCAAAUGAAGAUGUGUGCCUUGGAAGAAGAAAAGGGAAAAUAUCAACUUGCUACAGAAAUAAAAGAAAAAGAAAUAGAAGGAUUGAAGGAAACAUUAAAAGCAUUACAGGUUUCUAAAUAUUCUUUACAGAAGAAAGUAAGUGAAAUGGAACAAAAAGUCCAGUUACAUCUUCUGGCUAAAGAAGAUCAUCAGAAGCAACUGAAUGAAAUUGAGAAAUAUUAUGGCACGAUAACAGGUCAAUUUGGAUUGGUAAAAGAGAAUCAUGAAAAGUUAGAACAAAAUGUACAGGAAGCAAUACAGCUAAACAAAAGACUUUCAGCUUUAAAUAAAAAACAAGAAUCUGAAAUAUGCAGUUUAAAGAAGGAACUAAAACAAGUUACGUCAGACUUGAUAAAGUCCAAGGUCACAUGUCAACAUAAGAUGGGAGAAGAAAACAUCCAUUUAACAAUUAAAGAACAAAAAUUUCAAGAACUUCAAGAAAGACUCACCAUGGAGUUGGAAUUAAAUAAGAAGAUUAAUGAAGAGAUCACACAUAUUCAAGAAGAAAAAAAGGAUAUCAUCAUUUCUUUCCAGCAUAUGCAGCAGUUACUUCAGCAUCAAACUCAAGUUAGUACUGAACUGGAAGCAAAGCUGAAGGUGUUAAAAGAAAAUAAUCAGACCCUUGAAAGAGAUAAUGAGCUGCAAAGGGAGAAGGUAAAAGAAAAUGAAGAAAAGUUCCUUAAUCUUCAAAAUGAGCAUGAGAAAGCACUGGGAACUUGGAAAAAGCAUGUUGAAGAACUUAAUGGAGAAAUUAAUGAAAUUAAAAAUGAGUUAUCAUCACUUAAAGAAACUCAUAUUAAGUUACAAGAACAUUACAAUGAAUUAUGUGAUCAGAAGAAGUUUGAGGAAGACAAGAAGUUUCAGAAUAUUCCAGAAGUAAAUACUAAAAACAGUGAAAUGUCAAUGGAAAAAUCAGAAAACAUCAUCAUACAGAAAUACAAUUCUGGGCAAGAAAUAAAGAAAAAUACUUUUUGUUCAGAUACUACCUACAAAGAAAAGGAGAAGAAAGAAGGUCCAUGUGUAGAAGUCAUUAUAGAAGAUUUACAGCUUUUUGAAAAAAGCUCAAAGAAUGAAAUUGACCCUGCUAUAUCUCAGGAUGAAAAUCAGAGUGAAAUCUCCCUAAGCAAAGCCCUUGCCACAGAAAAAGAACUAAUUAGUCAAGGACAAACCUUGAAUGUUACUGACUUUAGAAAAGCAGUUACUUCAGAAAUAAAAGACAAGGUGGAUUCGGGAAAAGACAAUGGAUGUACAGAGUUUAAAUCACCAAACAAUUCUUUUUUAGUGGCAGAUAGAUCAAUAGAAACAGAAAAGAUACGCCUAGAAAGAACUGAAGGAUUCGAGCUUCACCAUGCAGAUGUCCAUCUGGAGGUUGAAAAUAACAGAUCAUCUAACAAUAUCUUAAGUGAGAUGAUGGCUCACCAUACAAAUCAAAAGAAAGAUGUUUCUGAAGAUGAACCAUUCAAACGAUUCAGACUGCUUCCAGUGAUUCAAGAAAAUGUCACAGAGAAGGAACUUAAAAAUAGUGACCAAACCAAAGCAGAUCUGGGUUCAUCUCUAAAUGUAAAAAAGAAUGCUGUUCAGUGUCAGAAAUACAGUUUACAGGAGUCAAGUAAUGUUAUGUUAGAUGAUAAACAAUGUAAAAUAAACCAGAUGCAACUGUUAAAUAAAAAAAGUGAGUGCAGUGUAUUGCCAUUUAAACAAACUUCAGUUUUUCAGCAGAUCUGUAGUAAUACUUCAGAGAAACCUGAACUAACUAUUCCCUCUGAUACAGCAACUAACCACCCUUCAUCGGCUGCUUUCAGUGAGAAUUUGAAAGUACUUAAGAAUUCAGAUAAAAAUGUUAAUAUUAUGCCUAUGUUGGUGAAACCCAACUCAAGCCCUAGUGAAAGAACUAUAUGGAAAAAUCUGAAUGAGAUGCACACUAGUCAACUGAAGAACUGUUUGGGAUAUUUAGAAAGUGCAACCACUUCCCAUCUUCAAGUUAAAAAUGAGACUAUACAUACUUCACAAGCAAAAGACAUGAAAACUGCUGUUCCUAUGCAAACUUCCACAGAAAUACAGUUUUCUAAUAAAGAGAGUCAGAUUGAUGAGAAUCAGAUAACUGACGCCACAAAAAAUGACCUCUUCCUUUUUGUGAAUGUCAAUGAAAGACAGCAUUCAUUGUUAGAUAAUACAGAGAAAACAGAGUCAUUAAAUGACAUCGUUUCAGGAAAAAUUUACAGUGAAGGACAGCUGGAAGAAUCAUGUUCAUUUCACAUAAAGCCAUCUGGAGAUUUAGUAAACAGAAGUGGAAGGUCAGCCUUUGAUCUUUCAACUUCAGAUAAAAAAACUGAGAAAAUUCCAGUAUAUGUGAAUUUUUUAGACCCUAGUCCUUGGUCAAAAGUAAAUCAAACUAAAAGUCAAACACCGAGCACUUCAACUUCUAGCAUUCCUUUGUUGAAGGAGAGACCAGUAGGCCCAUCAGAAAACAAAAAUACGGUUUCAAUGACACUUUGUAAAAACGAUGAUGAUGAUAUCAGGAAGGAUAUUGGACCAGGUAAGAAAACAAUGUUUAUGUUUUCUUUUAAAAUUUGAAUUUCUACUCCUUAUUCCUGAUAAAGGGGCUGUUUAUGUUUAAAAUGAAACCAUUUAAAAUGUAUUUUUUUUUUUUUACCUAAACCUAAGAUACUCUAUACAUGUAUAUAUGUAAAAGUAGGAAAGGUUUUAUUUAAAUGAGGGGAUUUCUUUUCACUUAAAUCUGAGCCGCUAAUAGCAACAUGUGCAAAUGCAUUCUGGAAAUAAAAAAAAUUUCACCAAGAAACUGGAAAUAGCAGAAACAACCACAGGUCCAGGUCAUUAAUUUUAAAUUAGCAACAACUAUCUAAUUGGAGUCUCACAGUUGUUAAGGCUUCUGCCGGUGGGCACAUUUAUUCC